This is a messenger RNA of Anopheles coustani, 2338 nucleotides long. It is a transcript of the gene bru3, whose product is annotated as CUGBP Elav-like family member 4. Lineage: Eukaryota; Metazoa; Arthropoda; Insecta; Diptera; Culicidae. Gene Ontology annotation, cellular component: ribonucleoprotein complex; cytoplasm; nucleus. The transcript is spliced from 11 exons. Gene Ontology annotation, molecular function: mRNA binding. The coding region runs from base 947 to 2002 and encodes 351 amino acids. Gene Ontology annotation, biological process: mRNA splice site recognition; regulation of alternative mRNA splicing, via spliceosome. The record is from RefSeq and is a predicted model, not a curated record.
CUUGUUGUUUGUUGUUAUAUUUAAUUAUCUGUCUAUAAACUGUGUCUGUGUUUUCCGGAGCAAAAGCACGCGCCGCAAGCGUACCGCGACCACGCGAAAGCCAGCGCCAUCCUAACGCCUGCCACGCGACAAAGCGAUUCGUGGCGGUGGAGACGGUGGCGAGAAAAGCACGGGCUGAAAAACAAAAAAAAAUCCCACCCGGAAAAACCAAAAUUCGACGCAGCGAGCGACGCAACAAGAUCGCAGCGAGAAGAUCUUACUUACGGUGUUUGAAAAAUUGUGAAAAGCAUUCGUGCGAAGAUCCGUGAUCACCACCAGUGAAGUGAAGACAGAUGAUGCAAAUUUAAUGAUAAACUCAACAAUUGUGCAAGCGUGUAUGUAGAAAUCAAUUGUAAAAUUUUUUAGGAAAACUCGUUCCUAAGAUCAACAAACACAACAGUGUAAAGUGAAACGGAGUUGUAGUUUGUGAGCUUUGAGUACGGAAAGCGAUCGUAUCGAAAAGCUAAAGGAAGAAAAUUUCAAUCUUUGCGUAGUAUAAACUUACUUAAAUUUCGCUAGUAGACUUUUUGCAAGUUCCAUAAUAAAUAUCGUCCUAUAGUUAAAAGAGUCCACUAGGGAGCUUGAAGUUCAGAUUGCUCGAUAAAAUCAGCCCCGGGGGUUGUGUGCAGCAGAACGGAAUCUAAAUCGUGCGUUCAUCAAGUCAAAUCCGAAGUGUACGUCUUGAACGGUUUGAUUGCGCUCGAAAGUCACGGUCACGCGUAAACCUAACAUUCCUGCAAGCUGCCGAACUUGUAUACUUACUGUUCAAAGACAGGACAAACGCAUAGUUAAAGUCCAUAUUGCGAGCAUAUCGGAUCGCAUAAAGACUCUGGACAAGCAGAAGUGACCUCAACCGUUCCGUAUCAUCGUUUCCAGUUGUUCAUCGAGUGAAAUCAAUACAUUCCAUAUGGUUCACAUGAUAGAAGUUGUGCGCCAAGGGAAAGUUGACUUUCCUCAAGUUAUUAUGAACCGUGCUAUUCAAGUCAAGCCAGCGGAUAGCGAGAACCGCGGUGGUUGCGCCUUCGUUAAAUUUACCUCGCAUCAAGAAGCUCAAGCUGCUAUAACAUCACUUCACGGUAGUCAAACUAUGCCGGGUGCAUCCUCUAGCUUAGUGGUAAAGUUCGCAGACACCGAGAAAGAGAGGCAACUCCGUCGUAUGCAGCAAAUGGCCGGCCAUAUGAACCUGCUGAGCCCGUUCGUGUUUAACCAGUUCGGACCGUACGGCGCCUACGCGCAGCAGCAGCAGGCGGCCCUCAUGGCGGCCGCGACCGCCCAGGGAACGUACAUCAAUCCCAUGGCCGCACUAGCAACACAAAUACCUCACGCGCUGAACGGUUCAGGACAGCCGGUGAACGGUGCCAUCCCCUCGCUGCCGUCGCCCACGAUGCCCACCUUCAACAUGGCCGCACAAACGCCCAACGGCCAGCCGGCCGGCUCCGAGGCCGUCUACACCAACGGAAUCCCCCAGACCUACCCCGGACAUGCGCUGCACCUGUCGAUACCCGCUCAAGGACUUCCGAACGGAGAUGCCGCCCUGCCGCACGCCGCCUACCCCGGCAUCCAGCCGUACCCCGGUGUCGCCUACCCAGCCGUUUAUGGACAAUUUCCGCAAGCUAUUCCGCAACCGAUUGCCGCCGUUGCACCAGCACAGCGCGAAGACAUGUUGAUGUUCCCAGGCUGCUCCAUAUCGGGCCCGGAGGGUUGCAACCUGUUCAUCUACCAUCUGCCCCAGGAGUUCGGCGACGGCGAGCUGAUGCAGAUGUUUAUGCCCUUCGGAACUGUGAUAAGUUCUAAAGUCUUCAUCGAUCGAGCUACCAACCAGAGUAAAUGUUUCGGUUUUGUAUCGUUUGACAAUCCAGCCAGCGCUCAAGCUGCGAUUCAAGCCAUGAACGGUUUUCAGAUUGGUAUGAAAAGACUGAAAGUUCAGCUGAAAAGACCAAAGGAUGCGAAUAGACCCUAUUAACAAUCAGAGAUUAAAAGCGCUUUAAAGAGUGCUUCUGCUGAAGCUUUAAAAUAUGAAGUUAAUCCUUAGACAAAUUUAAUCUAAUAUCAUCAAUUAUCAGUGCAGUUAUGAAUAGAACAAACAAAACUACAACCAAUCGCUUAAAGUUUAAAAAGGAAAAAAAACCAACCUAACAACACAUAUGAGGAAAAAAGGAGGAAAAGUUUAAUCUACUUAAUAUAAAAAAACAAACAAAAAAACCUACACUAAACAAAAAAAAAACAACAACCAACAGAUUACAAAGCUAUACAACAACUGUUAUGGCAGUGAAUUUCAUCUUAUAAUAAAUCUUAUAUA